UUAUGCUCUAACCGAGAAUGGAGAAAUUCGCACCACAUAAAGAUGUCAAAAUGUCAAGAGAAUAUAAACAAAGUUCAAGUUUAUCAACAUCAUGUCAUAUUCGCAUAUUUAGCAGAGCUCCAGCUCCAUAAAAUUCCAAGUGCUGUUUACCAUCUUAUUCAAGCCAGCUAUGGUUAUUUUGGAUAGAAAAGUAGAUGAUGAAGAGACACACGACGAUGAUGAUGAUGGAAGGCCGACCAGGGAUUAUGAAACAGACGAUUGUGGUUGCGGUCAAGACAGAAUAGAAUCCAAAGAAGCUGUAACACCUAAAAAAAAUUAUAAGACUUCCGAACUCAUCUCUUCAUCAGAUCGCAGCUGUACUGGAGUACCAGAAAUUGAGGAACAAUACAGUACUUGCAAAAAUUGUGAAUUGCUUACAAAUAAAACCAGAAAUAUUAAAUUAACAAGUGCUAGUACAUCAAACAAUCCACAUGAUGUUAAAAUGAUGGAAGUUAUUAGGAAAGCACAACAGAAAGACAGAGCACAAGAAAAACCGUGUGAACAUUGUGAAUAUUCAAAAUAUCUCAAAAUAAGUAAUAGAGAAAAACAUUGUUGUUUAGGAGGUGAACCGUCGACUUCCACACCGGUAAUGAAUCAUUACGAUGAACAAAAUCGAAGAAAAACUAGGAAAAUGCCAUGUAAUCAAUGCGGUAGCCAGGAAAAAUGUAAUAAAAAUGAAAAAAUACAUAACUUUGGGGACAAACCGACUCGUGACUUAAAAAUCCAAAGAAAAGCUGACGACUGUUUCAAAAUCAUUCAAAAAACUCUUGCGCAAAUGGAGGCUCGUGCGCAGGGCAACAAAUUUGGAGGUGAUGUCUGUAAUAAUGAACUCUGUAGUAAAUUAAGUAUUGUAAAUAAUUGUAUCAGAAACGUAUCGCUAACUUCAGUCCCAUCGUCCAGUAAAAUAGCAGAGCCGAUUAACAAUAUGCCAGAAGAUGUGCAUCGGUUUAUUCGUAACAAAAUUAUAGAAAAAACACCAAGAAAUGACUUGUAUGCCGAAGAAGUAACAGUAGCUGUGUUGGAUUGGUCAAAUAAAAUACCAAUUUACCCAGGGCAAAAUGGAUGUAAGCUUUCAUUAAAAAAAGAAAAUAUUGAAAUGCUAAUACGUAAUAUACUGAAACUUUCUAAACAUAUCAAUGAUAGUGAUUACGAAUAUCUCGUGAUAGUUUCUAUUGAAAAAUGUCUAGAAGCAUUACCAUUAUGGUUUCCAGCUGAAAGAAGAGAUGCAGUUGAGUAUAAAAACGAAAUCAUGCGUGAUUUACUAGAGGCAGUAAAUAAAAUCAAUAAUAAAUUACUGAGGCAGAAGUUUCGAGAAUGCUGCAUACACGUUGCCACCGAGAAAGAGCUAAUGAAUAGAUUUUAUCUCAAGGCAUAUCACAAUACAAAACAAAAUGAAAGUGCAGAUCGGAAAAGACGACUGAACCUCAAGGAUUUCCUUCACAGAGUGGAGUUCCUCAACAGGACAGAAGUGCAGAAUUAA
This is a messenger RNA of Plutella xylostella (diamondback moth), 1519 nucleotides long. The record is from RefSeq and is a predicted model, not a curated record. Lineage: Eukaryota; Metazoa; Arthropoda; Insecta; Lepidoptera; Plutellidae.